GCGGUAACUCGACAACUCGUACCUACUUCAUUCAACGAAGAUCUCGAAAAUAUUGAAGUUGUUUGGAUAUUUUAAGGUACGUGCUUUCUUCUAACAGGAAAAUGUCGACAAAAAAAAGAAGUUUGGAUCUCUACUUGGCUGAAAUUUUUAAAGAGUUUAUUGCUUUAAAGGAUAAAGAUCUAAAAAAAUCGCAGGAAGUUUUUAAAAGUGUAUUUGAACAAGUAAAGCAAAAGAUGGGAGAGCAGUGCAAUUAUUUCAAUAAAUAUGCAACACAAGUACUUUACGCUGGAAGUGUCUACGAUGGGAUAAAGGUGUCGAAGUUGGAUGAGUUUGACAUGGACAUUGUAAUACGGCUGCCUAUUAAUUACGAUGAUGGUGAUGAGGGCAUCAUUAUAGAAAAUGAUCAGCCUGGAUUUGUCAAAUUAAAAAUUUGCAAAGCAUUUGACAAUCUAGAUAAACAAAAAGAAUGGGAUACUUGCCAUAAAGUGACGCGCGACUGGAGAGACGAUAACAAAUACUUCCUGCAGAACAAAUUCCGACAAUGGAUGCAUAGCAUUGUACAGAAAGCGCUAAAUACUAUGAACGGUGAGGUGACAGUCAAUGGUGUGAAAUACUUGAUGACGUACAAGGCUUCAGGCCCCGCAUAUACACUAAAUAUAAAGAAUUCUGACGGAGAAGAGUAUUUCAAAUUAGAUGUUGAUUUAGUACCAGUUAUACGAUUUAUGUUACCAAGAUGGCCGAAAGGUUACAGACAAAUUAAUGGAAGUCAAAUAAAAGAGUGGCUAGUAGUGCCCAAACCGAACAAGGCCAUUCAAGAUGACAAAGUAAAGAAUCGAUGUUGGCGUCUCUCUUUUCAAGACUAUGAACGGGAAAUGAUGAAAGAUUUAAAGCAAUUGAAACUGACUAUAAGACUGGUGAAGAAACUACGCGAUGCCCUCGGGAUGAAAGCCAUAGCCAGUUAUUACAUCAAGACAUUAUUCCUUUGGAAAAUCCAGAAAGUGAACGACAAAACAUACUGGCAGAGCAGAGUCAGCGUAAUUUUCAGAGACAUGAUUGAAGAAUUUUACAAUGCCAUAAACAAAAAGAAUAUUCCAUAUUUCUGGAACAACAACAACAAUCUGAUCGAAGGCCUCAAGCCGACGCUUCAAAAGCUGUACGCCGAACAACUGAAAGACGUCCUUAAUAGUAUCGACGCUAACGACGUCGAGAAAGUGACGUACAGUCUCCUCACACCCGACGAAAUCAAAAUCUUCAAGAGCUCCGACUUCUACAUAAAACAUUUGGGAAAUUCGGAAGGAAUAAAAGUUCAGCUAAAUUCGAGCUCCCCUUUUUUAGACAGACAGAUGUCAAGAGACAGCGGACAAAGUGUAAAAUCUAACGACAGCGACACUCUGCAGCUCAUAAAGAAACUAAUGAGCAAAGUUGAUGUUUUAACAGAUCUGGUAAUGGAACAAAACGAACGAAUUAAGAUCUUAGAAGCGAAUAGUUUGAACAAAAACCUGGAUUCUUCAAAUGAGAACAGAAAUUCGACGAACAAUAAUUUUAUAAAUGGUGCAUUCGCUGAAAAUGAAUGUUCACAAAAUUCCGAUGCUGUUAAUGAUUUACUGACCUUUUAAUUCUAUACCCAAUUUAUAAAAUAUUAGCCCGGUGUCGAAUAAGAUAUAGCCUAUAUUACUCUUAAGGCGCUUUUAAUGCUAGGUUAGACGUAAUUGCUGCGUUAGACGCACGGCGCACGGACGAUCUUCUUUUUUCAUACAACACGCUCCGUGCGGCAACAGUACGGCGCUUACGGCGAACGCUCGGAGAUAAUAUUAUUUUAUCCUGGCUCUGUCCUGUUGAACUGAGAUAAGAACUGAAGAUAAUAUGUGACAAAAUGUAUGCCACAAUGUAGCAUUCUUUUGGUGAAAUAAUUUAAAUAGUAAUUUGUCAUAAAAAAAUCUUUAACAAAGGGCGGCGUUUAAUUAAAUUGUCUGUAUCAAAGCGCCAUUGUUUUAGUAAUAAAAGAUAUCAUUCAGUUCAGACACUUGAUUAAAUUGCGCCGUUUUAUCAAGAGCUAAUUAAACCAAAUGACUACCACAAUAUCAUACCUACUAUACAAUUUUUUAUUAUUUUUUAUAGAUAUAAUAUAUAAGACCUGCCAAGAGGAAUGAUCUCUGUAUAUACUAUUCAAUAGAAAAUCGAUGCCACCAUAUUUUGUUUCUCCAAAAUUUGUAUCUGGAUUAAUAUUAAAAUGACCCUUUAAUUUAAAAAAAAUGGCCAUUAUUAAUAUAAAACUUAUUAAAUCACUUAUGGAAUUAA
Colias croceus (clouded yellow) is the source of this 2298-nucleotide messenger RNA. RefSeq lists its product as uncharacterized. The transcript has 6 exons. Bases 102 to 1616 code for a protein of 504 amino acids. The record is from RefSeq and is a predicted model, not a curated record. Lineage: Eukaryota; Metazoa; Arthropoda; Insecta; Lepidoptera; Pieridae.